GCAGAUGAUGAUUUCUCUCUAAUGAAAGGGGAUGUGGCGAUUAGUGGAUGCUGCUGUUAUUGUCCUCUAGAUGGCAGUAGUGCUGAGCACACAGUUAGCAGAGGCAUUAUCCGAGUAAAAGCUCAGAGCAAGGAAAACUCGUGUGGAGGUUCAGUGCUGAAGAAAUCACGACAACACACUCCAGCUUUUAUAUUGAACCUUCUGCUGCCAGACUGUUUAUCUGACGGACACUUCAGCUGCUUGCCUUUAUUCAGUAUAUAUUGGGGCUCAACUGUAAAUUCCUCGACAGAAGCGAUCAGGAACACUGCACUUUAUUUCAGCUGCUAUUUCAUACACAAACAGGCCUGAUUGAGGAGACACGCCAUGUCAAAAUGAGAGGAAGAACUCACUCACUGAAGAGAAAAGACAAAAAAUGGGUCACCUGCACUCAGUGUGGAAAGAGUCUGGCAAACAAAAAGAAUCUCAAGAGCCACAUGCGGAUCCACACUGGAGAGAAACCAUUCACAUGUUCUCAGUGUGGGAAGAGUUUCAGAGACUCAUCAAACCUUAAUAGACACAUGUUGAUCCACUCUGGAGAGAAAACACACUCAUGUGAUCAAUGCGGAAAAUCAUUUCUGUUGGCUUCAGGCCUGAAUGAUCACCUUAGAGUUCAUGCAACUGAGAAGCCUUCAUGCUCUGUGUGUGGAAAGAGUUUUGCAAAUGAAGUAAAUUUAAGAAAACAUCAGAAGAUCCACACCGGUGUGAGAGAGUAUGUGUGCUCUGAGUGUGAGAAGACCUUUAUUACAGCUGCAGACUUAAAAAAACACCAGUUGAUUCACACUGGAGAGAAACCGUACAUGUGUUUAUAUUGCGGCAAGAGAUUCAGUCAGUUAGGAGGCCAGAAAACACACGAGAGGAUACACACUGGAGAGAAACCUUACAAGUGUUCACACUGUGACAAAAGAUUCAAUCAAUUAGGAAGCCAGAAAACACACGAGAGGAUUCACACUGGAGAGAAACCGUACAAGUGUUCACUCUGCAAUGAAAGAUUCUGUCAUUUAAUGAGCCUGAAAACACACGAGAGCAAUCACAGUGGAGAGAAACCAUACAAGUGUUCACACUGCGACAAGAGAUUCAGACAGUCAUCACAAAUGAAAUUGCAUGAGAGGAUUCACACUGGAGAGAAACCUUACAAGUGUUCACACUGCGACAUGAGAUUCAAUCGGUUAGGAGGCCAGAAAAGACAUGAGAGGAUUCACACUGGAGAGAGACCGUACAAGUGUUCACACUGCGACAACAAAUUCAGUCAGUUAAGAAGCCUGAAAACACAUGAGAGGAUUCAUACUGGAGAGAAACAAGUGAGAUUCAGUCAGUCAGAAACAUUGAAAUACACACAAGAGUGUCACGUCAGAGAGUAACCUUAACAGAUAUGCAAACUUGUAUUAUUGAUGGGUCGUUCUGGAACAAUUCUUUAAUGUGAACUUGAUAUCAGGAUCGUAUGUAGGCAAUAGUUAAAACAAUAUUUUCGUCUGAAAGAGCUCAACUCUUUCAGUAUUCAUAGCACCCAAAUGUGUUAAACCCUGUCAAUACACAUUUAAAAGAUAUUGGAGAAUGUUUUGUUCUUUAAGUUUAGGAUAAUUCAUUAAUAUAGAUCGAUUAAAAUAUUCUACAAUGGCAGUCCACAGAACCAUUUGUGGCAAAUGUAAGAAAUUUCCAAAUGAAAUGCUGCUGAAAACACAGCAGAAAUCUACCAUUGAUUUAUUGUAGUUGUAGUUACACUGAGUGGUAUGGUUUGGAACACUUUUAUGGCUGUUUCCACUGUUAAAGGGUACCAAAAACCGAACCGUACCACUUUUUGGGUACCUUUUUGAAAGGUACAAAAGGGUACCAAAAAGCAGAGCUAGACACACAGCUGAAAGCUAUUGGUUUACAGAGACACGUCACCAGCGCAUACACAAGCAGAAGAAUGUAAACAAAGGAACAGCCAUUUUAAAAGCCGAGACAUUACGCUGUUAUAAUAUAUACAUAUAAUAACAAGCCAUGGUCGACGCAAGCUCAAACAGACUAUGUCGUCGUCUUGAUGAACAGCCACAAAGCCAAGAAAAACAAAAUGUGCUGUGUCCUGUUGUUUUAUAAGCCCGUCUAAAGCAUGAACGGUUUCACUUUCUCCAGAGAGUUCAUGUAAUGUAAUGAUCAUUUAUACACAAGUAUUAAAGUGUAUGAAGCAUCUGUUUUGUGAGAAGUGCUUCUCAUAUGAUAUGUGAACGACCAGUACAGCCUUACUUUGACAUUUCCUCGAGUGAAAAUGACGUCGACUGAAACUUUCUUUCAUACACCACGCCUAUAGGUACCCUUCUGGCAGUGGAAACGCAAGCCUGAUAAAGGUGACUCAUACUGUACCACUCAUUGGAAACGGGUCAUAAUAGACUGAGAGGGCUAUAAUCCAGAGGAACCCUCCUGGGUAAACCUGUCACCGGUUCGGUCCCAAAGACUCCCCUCACUCACCAGCAGAGGUCCUCCUCGCCUGAGUUUUGGAUUAGCCCCAACUUCAUGUCCCAUAUAAAUACACGCUGGUUCGACUAUUCAGUAUAAAGGUUUGUUUUGCCUUGCA
This is a messenger RNA of Danio rerio (zebrafish), 2590 nucleotides long. NCBI's taxonomy places the organism in Eukaryota, Metazoa, Chordata, Actinopteri, Cypriniformes, Danionidae. The record is from RefSeq and is a predicted model, not a curated record.